AUGUCAUACAUAUACAGAGAGCGUGAGCGAGAACGCGACUGGGAUGAACCACGUUCUCCCGUCACGAUCAAACGUUACGUCAUCUCUCCCGAAGAAGAGCGAGAGCGAGAGCGAGACGUUCUUUACCGACGCGAAGAUCCCUUUACUGGCGACCGAGAGUUGGUGAUUCGACGGUCUACAGACCGGGAGGAACCCGUCAUGCUCCAACGUUAUGAGCGUGAUGUCGACUAUGACUCCCGCAGCUAUGACUACCGUUCCGAGAGGGAUUAUUACGAACGUGAGUACAAGGAGCCUGAACUUCUCCAUCGCUAUUAUCCUACCCCCGUUGUCAUUCUUGAGAGGCAACCAGUACUUAUGGUUGAAGCUCGAGGUCCUGUCUACGUCAACCCGCGAGAGUCCGACUAUGAGGUUGUCCACCGCUCAGAAGUGGACCGAGAGCCUGGGUAUUAUUAUCAUCGCCGUGUUCGCGAAUAUGACAAUGACCGUCGGUUUCACCGUGAACUUAGCCCUAGCGACUCAGUGUCCCAGACUACCCGCCGUCGGGAUGACCGGGAUGACCGCGACUAUAGCAGCGAUGAUAGCAUGGUCUACAUCCGCAAAGAGACCCGUGAGUAUGAUGACCACCCGCAUCAUCGACGUCAUCUUGCCGAGGGUGCUUUGGUCGGAAUUGGUGCUGCAGAGUUACUCCGCAAUCGCCGAAAAAAAGAAGGCGAAGAUGUUUCGAGUGGGGUGGGUCGCCUCGGACGGGAUAUUGGUGCUGGUGCCCUGGGUGCUGUAGCAGUGAACGCGGCAUCCCGAGCCAGAGAUUACUAUCGCAGCAAAAGCCGACAUCGCUCGCACUCAUUUGACGAUGAUCGAAGCUCUCGCUCCCAUCACCGUCAUCAUCAUCAUAGUCACAGCCACUCCCGUCGCAGUCGCAGUCGCAGUCACUCUCAUUCUCAUUCCCGGGCAAGAACUUUGGCAGAACUUGGCCUGGGUGCUGCCGCUAUUGCUGGCGCCGUGGCCCUUGCUCGAAACAAAUCUAAAGAUGAGCGACGAAGCCGUUCUCGCCAUCGAAGUAGGUCACGACACCACCGUUCAUCUUCUGUCAGGUCGGGAAAGACUACCGAUGGCGAGAAGCGCAGUGAGUCGCAGCGUAGAAAGCAUAUGGCAGGCGCUGGCUUGGCUGGUGCUGCGGUGGCUGGUCUCGUCGAGAAGGCACGCAGUCGCUCUCGCUCUCGUAAACGUGAGUCGCGAUCCCAUAGCAGGCUCCGAAAGGCUCUUCCUGUCGUAGCAGCUGGCUUGGGCACCGCUGCUGCGACGGGGCUUUACGAAAAGCACAAAGAGAAGCAAGAAGAGGGCGAAGCUUCGCGCCGCAGGGAACGAUCUAGAUCUCGAAGCAGGGCGCCUUCCGAAAUCUACCCUGACCCGACACGGGACUCGGCUGGUUUGAUCGAGUAUGGUCAGGAUCCGGUUCACGGAAGGAUUCCCACGGCGGACUACUACGGGCGGCCUACGAGUCAACAGGCUUAUUACUCCGAUGCUUCUGACCCGGCUGUCAGCGACACGGGAUUUGGCUCGUCACGGCAUCGUGGUCGCAGCAUUAGCCGCAGCCGCAGCCGGAGUCGUGGUGGAAGAUACAGCGGUAGCCCUUCUGGGUCUGAUAGCAGCGAUCGCAGAAGGCGGCGAAGAAGACAAGAUAAGCAUCGUAGCCGGUCUCGUGACUUAGCCGAGGCUGCUUUGGCCGCAACUGGCGUCGGUUAUGCGGCUCAUAAAUAUACGCAGCGGAGAGAGCGGAAGAAGGCGGAGCAAGAGAGGGAAAGGCCAAGAUUCGACGAGGAUGCACGCCAGGACUCGUAUGGCGAACCGUAUAGCCCUGAACCGUAUCAGCACACUGCUCUGCCCCCCCAGUCGAGUGAGCAUCAAUACUACCCUAAUACCAAUUACUUUCCACCACCUCCUGGAUCCGCCCCUCGACCAGCUGGAAGCACCGCCCCGUACAACCCGGCCGAUUACCCUCCUCCCCCUGUCGCUGUUCCACCUUCGCAGCAGUAUGGCUAUCCUCCUCCAGGACCCGAGUCAUUCGUGUCUCGACCCCGGAGGGCAGAUGAGAAUGGACGAUUGCCAAUGCACCAGAGGGAAUUCUAA
Aspergillus oryzae RIB40 is the source of this 2127-nucleotide messenger RNA. RefSeq names its product DUF3824 domain-containing protein. The transcript has 3 exons. Bases 1 to 2127 code for a protein of 708 amino acids. NCBI's taxonomy places the organism in Eukaryota, Fungi, Ascomycota, Eurotiomycetes, Eurotiales, Aspergillaceae. The record is from RefSeq and is a predicted model, not a curated record.